AUGACAGUUCCUAUUCUUCACCUAAUCAAUCAUUAUGAAAUCAGUGUACCGUUAUACUACAGUUUCAUCAUCUAUUCGAUAUACAUUUUCAUACCGACUUCUAAUUUUGUUGGCAGCCUUCUAUUGGGCUUGCUGGUGUCGACAUCUUACAUUGCUUUGUUUAUUUUGAUAACUUAUAAUUUGCGAGCUGAUGGUAGUGCGUUCAUUGAUAGCCAGAAAAUUGUGUAUGAAAGCCUGUUUAUGAUGGGUAUCAAUAUCCUGGGCUUAUUUUUUCGCCUCUCACGUGAGUUAGCCAUUCGUACAACUUUUAUCAACAAACGGAAUUGCAUUGAGGAGAAUUUGCUACUGCAGGCCGCAAAAACCCAAGAGAGCGUACUUCUCUUGACAAUGAUUCCAUCACAAAUAGCUGAUAAAAUGAAGGAAGAUAUAAAGCUGCGGGUCAAAUAUAGUACGACGAGCAGGAAAUCGUCAAUAGUAAAGGAAACAAGACUAUAUCGAAAACUUUUCAUUGAACCACAUGAUGACGUCACAAUUCUGUAUGCGGAUAUGGUCAACUACACUUAUCUAACAACUACUUUGGAUGUGAGAACUCUUGUGGAAACUCUGCACGAUCUCUUUGUUAAAUUCGACGAUGCAGCGCUAGAGUUUAAUGUGCUGCGUAUACAGUUCUUAGGUGAUUGCUAUUACUGUGUGGGAAACGUUUCAAUACCCAAUGAGGAGCAUGCCAUAGCCUGUGUGAAACUCGGUUUGCGAAUGAUCAGCGAUAUUCGGCAAGAAAGAAGGAGUAAAAACUUGGAAAUCGAUAUGCGCAUCGGCGUGCAUACGGGCAGCGUUAUGUCUGGCGUUAUUGGCGCCGCCAAAUGGCAAUUUGAUAUCUACUCCAAAGACGUUGAUAUCGCGAAUCGCCUGGAAAGCACUGGCCAACCCGGUCGGGUACACGUAAGUCGCGAGACACUACGAAACUUGUACGACAGUUUUGAAUUUGAAGCGGGCACCGAGCAAGCGCGCCACGAUCCCUUACUGCAAAAGUAUAGAAUCCAAACAUAUCUAAUACAGUUUAAUAAACACCCGUCACCACUUGUAAGCGAACAAUCAUUAAAUGAAUUGAUUGUGCAGACUCAAAGUAUGACAUCUCUAGAUUGCGAUCGCUUCAAAUACGAAAAUGAGCAGAUCGAAAUACUCUUAUUUCAGGAUGGCAUGAAAGCCGAUCUGUGUUUCAAUACCUGGGCUGUCACCGAAUGCAUAAUUUUGAAUUUAUUCAUCAACUUUCUAUUCUCGCACAUUACCUACAUCAUUAAGUUAGUCGUGGGUGUAGCUGUUCUAAGCUUCUACGUCAUUCUUAUGCUUGUAAUGUACGAUUUCAUCUACGAGCGCAGUCUCAGCUCCAAUAGCCAUCUCUACCCGGAAUAUGCGCACGUAUUUGUGUUGUGCGUAUCGCUUUUCGUAUUCAAUAUAAUGAACAGACAGAAAGAACUCAUAGUUAGAGUGGAUUAUUAUUGGAAGCGUGCAUUGAAGAAAAAACAAGACGACGCUAAAUUUACAAACGACACUAUUUCGAAGCUAAUUAGUAAUAUUUUGCCUUCGCAUAUCGUCGAUAUUUAUAUGGGCAAUCAGCUGCAGAACAAACUCUAUUACGAAGAAUAUUCCAACGUUGCUGUCAUGUUUGCCACCAUUCUUAAUUAUGACAUCGAAGUGGUGGGCAUGCGCGUGUUGAACGAAAUCAUUUGCGACUUCGACGAAGUGCUAAGCUUCUUCAAAGGCGUCAAUAAAAUCGAAAAAAUUAAAGUCGCAGGCUGGACGUAUAUGGCUGCUUGCGGUUUGCACACAACCGGCACAGGGCAUAGGAGAUCGACGGCAACAAUUGAUGACAGUUCGUUUUCGCUUUCACAAAAAUGGCGCAAAGAGCAGUGGACAGCCGAACUUAACAAUAAAAAUCAAAUAUUUGAUUACGAUAACGAGUAUGAUAGGCCUUCUACCAGCGACGCGGCGCCACGCCGCUCGGUAAGGAUGCUCAACGAUGAAGAAGAGCCAGUAACCAAUGAUGAUGUUGUGUAUGUUAUGGCGAGAUUUGCAUUGGAUCUGCUGCGCGCUAUGCGAUUCUUUAACAAGAGUAACAUCUACAGUAAUGAAGAGAAUCCAAUGGCAGGUGAUUUACGUAUUGGCAUUGCGACUGGCCCUGUUAUGGCUGGCGUCGUCGGCUUAUACAAACCUCAUUAUGAUAUUUGGGGCAACGCUGUGAAUAUGGCUUCGCGUAUGGAUUCUACAGGGAUACCUAAUCAAAUCCAAGUCACAGAGCAAAUUGCCAAUACAUUGGAAAGGCAUAAAAUUCAGUGUUCUUAUAGGGGAAAAACGUAUGUGAAAGGACGUGGCUCUAUUCCCACAUAUGUCAUAGAUAUUGACGAAGACUUGAAUUUUGAAAAGUUCUCAAUAACAGACGAUUAAA
Messenger RNA from Anastrepha ludens (Mexican fruit fly), 2443 nucleotides. RefSeq names its product adenylyl cyclase X E-like. Bases 1 to 2442 code for a protein of 813 amino acids. Gene Ontology annotation, molecular function: adenylate cyclase activity. Gene Ontology annotation, biological process: cAMP biosynthetic process; adenylate cyclase-activating G protein-coupled receptor signaling pathway; intracellular signal transduction. Lineage: Eukaryota; Metazoa; Arthropoda; Insecta; Diptera; Tephritidae. The transcript is spliced from 13 exons. The record is from RefSeq and is a predicted model, not a curated record.